Molecule: messenger RNA, 1641 nt
Organism: Closterium sp. NIES-65
Lineage: Eukaryota; Viridiplantae; Streptophyta; Zygnematophyceae; Desmidiales; Closteriaceae
Source: the annotation of a GenBank genome assembly
AUGUUCUUCUCCCCUCCCCUCUUCCCUCCCCCGUUCCCCUCCUUCCUCCCCCCCCUCCCCUCCCCCGUUUCCCCCUCCCCCAUUCGCCUUCCCCCAUUCGCCCUCGCCCAUUCGCCCUCCCCCAUUCCCCCUCCCCCAUCCCCCCUCCCCCAUUCGCCCUCCCCCAUUCCCCCUCCCCCAUUCCCCCUCCCCCAUUCCCCCUCCCCCAUUCGCCCUCCCCCAUUCACCCUCCCCCAUGCGCCCUCCCCCAUGCGCCCUCCCCCAUGCCCCGGGCAGGCUCUCCGUCCCCCUUUCGACGGCAUUCUCAGCAGCAACAGCACCAUCAACCCGCCUUUCUACAACUGGAACCUCGUUCGUCUCAUCUACUGCGACGGUGGCGGCUACUCGGGCACGGCAGGGCGCCUGGAGGUUGGGACCAAUGGCACUGCGAUUUACCUGGAUGGCUGGAACAUCGUUCAAGCGGUGAUAGAGGACUCUAAGGACCGAGUGGACUUCAAGGAUAGAGUGGGCGGGUACUCGUGGCGCAACGGCGUGAAUGAUUCUCUUCCUCCUUCCCUCCCCACCUGCUUCUCCCUCCCCCACUACCCUUUUAGACUCCAAGGACCGAACUCCAAGGAUAGAAUGGGUGGGUACUCGUGGCGCAACGGUGUGAAGAACAUUGCUGCUAUGCACAAGCCGAGCUGGCCUCCUUGCCAAGACGGUGAGAGAGAGAGGGGGGGGGGAGGGGUUGUAGGGGGGAAGCUGGCAAAGAGGAGCAUUGCUGCUCUGCACAAGCCCAUCUGGCCUGAUUGCCAAGACGGGAGGAGGGUGUGGAGGGAGGGGAGUGUGGAGCGGGUUCGGAGAGGGCGGCCUGGGAGGAGCGGAACGCUGCUGCAGGCGUUGCUCGUUCUGCAAGACAGGAGGGUGGGGAGAGAGGAGGGUGGGGAGAGAGGUGGUGGGGAGAGAGGUGGUGGGGAGAGAGGUGGUGGGGAGAGAGGUGGUGGGGAGAGAGGUGGUGGGGAGAGAAGGGGCCCCCCAGGGUACUAUUUCCGGGCGGGCACGGGGGGCGGCAAGAACAUGUGGCACAUCUACCUGCCGGGCGGCGCGUGGUGUGGCACUGCUGCCCAGUGCGUGGCGAGGAGCAAGACGCUUUUCGGGACCAGCACGCUGUAUCCUACCGACCCUGCACCCAACGCGGCUCUCCGUCCCCCUUUCAACGGCAUUCUCAGCAGCAACAGCACCAUCAACCCGCCUUUCUACAACUGGAACCUCGUUCGUCUCAUCUACUGCGACGGUGGCGGCUACUCGGGCACGGCAGGGAGGCUUGAGGUUGACAGCAACGGCACGGCGAUUUACCUGGAUGGGUGGAGCAUCGUUCAAGCGGUGAUUGAAGAUUUGCAAUCUAAGCGGGGAAUCAAAUCGGCAUCGCAGAUUCUCCUGUCGGGCAGCUCAGCGGGCGGCCAAGCAGUCGUGGCUCUCUGCGAUCGCAUCGCUGCCGCCUUCCCCUGGGCGCCAACCAAAUGCAUCUCCGACUCGGGCUUCUUUAUUGACUCCAAGGACCGAGUGGGUGGGUACACGUGGCGCAAUGCUGUGAAUUAUUCUCUUCCUCCUUCCCUCCCCACCUGCUCUCCUCUCCCCCCACUACCCUCGAUCAGACUCUAA